This is a messenger RNA of Cuculus canorus (common cuckoo), 3667 nucleotides long. RefSeq names its product heterochromatin protein 1 binding protein 3 (gene HP1BP3). NCBI's taxonomy places the organism in Eukaryota, Metazoa, Chordata, Aves, Cuculiformes, Cuculidae. Gene Ontology annotation, biological process: heterochromatin organization; nucleosome assembly. The record is from RefSeq and is a predicted model, not a curated record. Gene Ontology annotation, molecular function: nucleosome binding; DNA binding. Bases 178 to 1911 code for a protein of 577 amino acids. Gene Ontology annotation, cellular component: nucleus; chromosome; nucleosome. The transcript is spliced from 14 exons.
CCGCCCCCCCCAGCUUCCCCCGCCGCCGCUGCCGCCAUUGCCGAGCGCCGCUUUGUGUCCGCCUCGGCCGCCGGUUGACUCCUCACUGCACUGUGAAAACCAUUAGGAAAAAGUCCUUGGGGUUAAAACCUGGGGCUCCACAGUGUUACCUGCACUUGGGGCUAGAAAUUAAUUUAAAUGGCCACUGAUCUGCCUGAAGCUGAACCCGUGCAUCAUAAGGCGCUUCCACUCUUAGCGGGAGCUCAGCUGAUCCACACGGACAAGUUAAGUGAGGCUGAAGACGACACGAUGCCGAUCCGCCGCUCGGUGAAUUCCUCUUCCCGGGAAACUCCUCCCAAAAGCAAACCUGCCGAAGGUGAAGAGAUCAAAGCAGGUGCCGCAGCGUGUGGUGCAGAAACAGCGGUGUUUGAAGACAAGUUGGCCGAAAACAAAACUGCUUAUGCAGAAGUCACCUCUGAGGAAUCUGCCUCUGUUGGAGAAGAACAAGAGACUGAAACCCUGCCUGCUGCAUCCAGUGAAGCAGAACAGCCAAAGGAACCUGAGAAUGAAGGGAAAGGGGAAACAAAGUCCUCAGAAGAAACCAAAAAGGACGAGAAGGAUCAGUCUAAAGAAAAGGAGAAGAAAGUGAAAAAGACCAUUCCUGCGUGGGCCACUCUUUCUGCCAGCCAGCUAGCCAGAGCACAGAAGCAGACUCAGAUGGCUGCCACCUCCCGUCCCAAAAUGGAUGCUAUUUUAACUGAGGCCAUCAGGGCAUGCUUUCAGAAGACUGGUGCAUCAGUUGUCGCAAUACGUAAAUACAUCAUCCACAAAUACCCCUCCCUGGAGCUCGAGAGGAGAGGCUAUCUCCUAAAGCAGGCUUUGAAAAGGGAGCUGGAGAGAGGAAUCAUCAGACAGGUGAAAGGAAAGGGAGCUUCUGGGAGCUUUGUGGUGGUGUCUAAUGCAGGAAAAACUGUUCCAAAAGCCAGAGACAGAAAGAAAAGCACUUCCACUUCGGCUCCAGAACAACAAGUCAAGCUGGAAGAUGUCCUGCCACUGGCUUUCACCCGCCUUUGUGAGCCGAAGGAAGCUUCUUACAGCCUGAUCAAGAAAUAUGUGUCUCAGUAUUACCCCAAACUCAAAGUCGAUAUAAGACCCCAGCUGUUGAAGAACGCCCUGCAGAGAGCUGUAGAGAAGGGCCAGUUAGAGCAGAUCACAGGGAAGGGAGCAUCUGGGACAUUCCAGCUGAAGAAAUCAGGGGAGAAGCCCCUCCUGGGUGGGACCCUGAUGGAAGACGCCAUCCUGUCUGCUAUUGCGGCCAUGAACGAACCGAAGACCUGCUCCACCACAGCGCUGAAGAAGUAUAUCCUGGAAAACUACCCAGGGACCAACUCCAACUUCCAGGUGCAUCUACUGAAGAGAACCCUGCAGAAAUGUGAGAAGAAUGGCUGGAUGGAGCAGAUUUCUGGAAAGGGCUUCAGUGGAACCUUUCAGCUUUGCUUCCCCUAUUAUCCUAGCCCAGAUGUGCUCUACCCAGAGAAGCAGCAGGAUGAGGACUCUGAGGAAUCUGAUGAUGAGGAGGAGGAGGAAUCUGAGGAGGAAGAAGAAUCUGAAGAGGAAGAGUCUGAGGAGGAGGAGCCACCACCAAAGAAAAGGAUGCAGAAGAGGCCGCCUCCAAAAUCACAGAGCAGGGCCCCUCCGCGAAGGGAGUCCAAGCCCAAGCCAAGAAAAACCCCUGCAGCUCGCCGGGGGAAGGCAAAGCCCCCUCCUAAGGUUAAAACCCCUGCUAAGAAAGCCAAACCAGCAGCUCCAGCCAUCAAGAAACCCUCUGGUGGUAGCUCUUCCAAGAAACCAGCAGCCAGUGGGAGGAAGGAAGCGAAACCCUCUGCCAAGGGCAAAUCUGCCAUGAGGAAAUCUCUCCGGGCAAAAAAGUAAAGAUUUUCUGCUGUCAGGGAAUCCCGUGGGCAAAUCCACAACCUUGUUUUAUAAGUCAACGUGCAUUUGUAUUUUAGUUCUGAUGCUUAAACACUUCUUUAAUUUUUAUUAUUUUUUUUUCUUGAAUGAGGGGGAGGAAAAAAGCUGUAAACUAAACUCAAACCGCCCCGCGUGUGUGUUAGAGCUCAGUGCUGUGCCUCUUGCCUGCCCCUUCCUGCCACAAGGCAUCAGGAGUGGAGUUUCUGCAAUCGCUUUACGACUUCUCUAGGCCGUGUAUAACCUGUACGUUUCACGGUGUUCCUCUUGGGUUGGGGGGGAACACUGGCUUUCACAAACUCUUCAAAGGGGAUCUUUGUAUCUUUAGACAGCAGGAACAGGAUGGCUGAGGGAUGUGGUUCUCAAUGAGCAGAUCAAACAGCACAUCCCUAAUCCUCCCUGCAUGGUGAGCUCCCUAAUGCUUCUGUGAAGAAGCAGUGUACAUACAACACUUGCACUGAGACCGGGAGGUGCUCUCUGCUCGGCGAGGAGACCCUCGGUUCCUACGGACCAGUGAGGUUCGUUUGACGGUGAGUCAGAUCUUCCAUAAAUGGAGGCUGCAGGGUCUCCUGCUUGGCCGGGGGCUCCAAGAGAGGGGCAGGUCUCUGUGAGGCGGGUGAUUUGAAUUAGUGUUUCCACACCACAUCAGUAACCUUCAAACCAAAAUAUAUAAAAUGUUCUUGAAUCCAACUUUCAAAUGUUUUUAAGAGAUGAAGAGCCUGAGUUUCGUCACCUCUUGUUUACCGUUUUUUUAAAGAGAAGUUGGAGAGCUAUACAAUUGCUAAUGUAGAGAUGUUGAUCAGUGAAGAUCAUUCAGUUUGCUAAAAUAAAAUGAAACUAGAUUCCAUGCCCACGUUGUUCUUCCUCGACAUAGCUUUCUCCUCCUGGAACUGUGGAGAGGAGGGAGCUACCAUCAGUGUGGAUUGCAAGUCUUUGUUAAAAGUACAUUGCCAGUCUGAGACCAACCUUUUUCUUCCCCAUUUUCUCUGCAUGCAAAAGGGAGUGAAAAGAAUCAGAACCAUGGAAUGGUUUGGGUCUGAAGGCACCUCAAAGCCCAUCCAGCCCCACCCCCAGCCAUGGGCAGGGACACCUACCACUGGAUGAAGUUGCUCCGAGCCCCAUCCAACCUGGCCUUGAACCCCUCCAGGGAUGGGGCAGCCACCACUGCUCUGGGCAACCUGGGCCAGGGCCUCCACACCCUCACAGCAAAAUAUUUCUCCCCAAGAUCUCAUCUCAAUCUCUUGUCUUUCAGUUCAAAACCUCCCCUCAUCCUCUCCCUGCCCUCCCUCAUCCAGAGCCCCUCCCCAGCUUUCCUGCAGCCCCUUUCAGUACUGGAAGCUGCUCUAAGGUCUCCCUGGAGCCUUCUCCAGGCUGAACAACCCCAACUCAGCCUGUCCUCGUACAGGUGGUACUCCAGUUCCUGCAUUGCCUCUGUGGCCUCUUCUGUACUUGCUCCAAUAGCUUCAUGUCCUUCCCGCACUGAGGAUUCCAGAACUGGACACAGGGCUCCAGGUGGGGUCUUACCAGAGUGGAGCAGAGGGGCAGAAUCCCCUCCCUCCCUGCUGGUUCCACUGCUCUGGAUGCAGCCCAGGACACGGGUAGUUUCUGGGCUGUGAGCACACGUUACCAUCUCAUGUUGAGCUCACCCUCCAGCUCCCCAAGUCCAUCUCCUCAGGGCUGCCCCCAGUCUGUUCUCUGCCCAGCGUGGAUUUGUGCUUGC